CUGAACACACGGUCCGUCACAGUAAAUCUUCCGGGUUUUUUUUUUUAGACUUCAUGCAGCCGGAAAUCUGCGAAAUAAAAUCCUCAAACAAACAAUCCUGUGUUGUUUCUUCAGAUCGAUGUUUAAAGAAGAUGAUCAGCUGACCGAGGAGAGAUAAAGAUCUGAUCUCAGAAUGCAGCUUUCAUCUUUACUUGAUGAACUUCAUCUCUCCUCCUCAAAGAAGCCCCUCCCCUCUCCCACUCUUCCUCCAAUCACAGAGCUCCUGACUCGGCUGCAGGAGAAGCUGAUUGGUGCAUCAUCAGACUCUGAAAAUAACACGUUGAUUGGUCGGGUUGAGCGUCUCUUCCAGAUCGCUGACCCUGAUUGGCUGUUCCCCGAAGCCUCACAGGCCAAUCAGGAUGCUCAGCGUGAGGAUGCUCAGCGUGAGGAUCUUCAGGCGGCGUACAGCUCUCUUGUCUGCGCUCUGAUUGGCUGUGCCGCUCUGCCGCUCUGUGAAGACGACUGCAGCUCUCUGCCGGCCUCAGCCUAUCGGAGCAUCCCGUGCAGAGCAGAACCGGUAUGCGCCGCCCUCUCCGCGUUUCUGGGUACUCUGGGAAAUACCGGAGGUCUGGAUGUUCUGCUGCUGGCUGUAGCUCCGUCCAUCUGUGUGUUUGCUGUCACACAUUUCCAGGAUCAGGCGUGGACCAGCUCCUCCUCCCGAAAGGCGGCUCAGAGACUGCAGGAGGCGCUGCUGAGGGCAGGUCGCUGGAGGGACUCCCCCCACCUCCUGAUGGGGGACGUGAGUCAGGGUGAGGAGGAAGGGGAGAAGAAGAAGAAGAGCAGAGGAAUAGUGGGAGGAAUCCUGGACGUCCUGCAGCCUCAGCUGGCCAAGGACUCGUGGCAUCGCUGUGAAGCAGUGAAACUGGUGUUUGCAUGGACUCUCCUGCAGGUGACUCGACCCGCUCUCUCCCCUCACCUGCCCCGCCUCCUCCCACCCUCCCUCCUCUUCAACGACCACUUCAGACAAGAGAACUGCAUUCUGGGAGUUCGCUGUCUGCACCAUGUCGUGCUCAACACGCCGGCUGCAGAUCUCCGUCAGUUCAACAGAGCAGAAGUUAUCUACCAGGCUUUGUUCAAACACCUGUACACCACGGAGGCUGAUGUCAUACAGCCCGCCCUGUCGUGUUUGUCGGACCUGUUGUUGGUUUUGGAGAAGCCCCCCUCCUCUCUCGCCCCGUCAUUGUCCCCCAGAAAGCCCUGUCGCCAUGACGACGUGCUGCGCCUGGUCCUGACCCACAUGGAAGCAGAGCACAAAGUGGCCCUAAGACGCGUCUACGCCUCUGCUCUGCCUCCGUUCAUAGACAGGAUGGGCAUGGCGGUUUGCAGACACCUGAAGCGGCUAGAGCGGGUGGUGCUGGGAUACCUGGAGGUCAGAGAUCCACCUGAAGAGACGAGUCGACUGAAGAUCCUGGAGGCGCUGCAGAAAACCAUCAGAACAGCCUGGCCACGGAUUGCGGGCCGUGUCACCUUGCUGCUGCGUUGCCUGUUGAAGUUGCUGCUCGAUGUUUCUUCAGACUCUCAGCUCAGUGAUUCAGUUCGUCAGGAGCUGAUGAAUCAAACGACUCGUUGUAUCAAACAGCUGGACGGUGUCUCCCAGGGAAACCUACAGCCUCUCCUCCUGCAGGUCGACAGCAGCUGCUGCAGCUCCGACGUCCUCAGUUACCUCACAAAAAUAACUACAACAACAGACAGGUGAUGAGGCACACCUGGAACAGACGCAGAGAGGACAGAGCAGCUGUUUCCUGACAGACAGAUCGAUGGGCGCACGAGCAGAGGACCAAUGUUUGCCUCCGGGAUUUAGGAGAGCAGAGACAAAAAACAAAGACCAAGAUGCAGUUAAAAACAGUUUAAUUAAAAGAUAAAUAUCAUCGUCCUUCAUUUGGCUUCAAAGAUAAAAAAAAUAUGGCUACAAUAAACGUUCAUGAAGGUGCGUUGAGCGUUAUAUUUGUAAGUGCUUCGUGUUCAGCUCAGUGUUGUUUCUUCACAGACGGUGCGUUCAAACACCUCAGAAAUAUUCAGUCACAGUGAUGAAUGUCUUUGGCUUCAUGUCACAAAAGUCAUGCUGAUGCUGCGCAGGACUUAAUGUUGUUAAAAGUAUAUAUUUUUUUUUUUAAUCGGACCCUGCUGUCAUGUCAGUGUUCAUAAUGUUAGAGGUAUAAGAUGCAGGAUUUUGAACAUUAAUAUAGCAGAUAGUCUGUCUACAAACCCCCCAGCGAUGAGAAAAGUCCAUCCUCUCCGUCUUUUGCCUGCUUCACUUUUCAGAAAAUGUGUGCUCAAACAGGCUGUUUGCAGAUUUUCCCUUCAUGACAUCACAAAGGGCAGUAGCCCCUCCCCCAGGUGGGUGACACUCCCACAGCUAGGUGUUUGUUCUGCCCUCUGAGUCUGCCUUCUCACCGUAAACAAUAGGACAUGGAGCGAUAAAGCCCGAGUACACCUGAGCCUCUUCCAGAGAGGGGGGUGUGGUCAGACACAGCUCAUUUACAUUUAAAGGUACAGACACAGAAACAGCCUGUUCUGAGCAGGGCUGAAAUAGAGGGGUUUAUAGACAUGAUCAAAUACAGGAUCAGAGUGGAUUUAGAACAAGAAACUUCACACACAUGUUUUGAGGAGCUCUGAGACUUAUUUAAACUGGUUGAAGAGGAGGAGGAUAUGUGACCUUUAAAGGGGGAUUCUGGUACAUAUUUUGGAAUAGCUUUCAGAGAUUGCAUCAGUUGGAAAAAGCAAAACAGGCUGUAAUGGCUGCAGUGUAAUCAUUGGAGACAAAUGGCAUCCAAUCAGUGUACUACAAGUUCACUUAAAGUUAUUCUUUUUGCCACUGACAGGCUCAGGUUGUUAUUUUAAGUGGCUGACAACGUAACAGAAGAGAUCCCUACAGGGACAGGCUUUUUGUGGUCGCUCUCUUAAAAGACUCCAUUGACAGUUAUUUAAUUUUGCAGAACGGCAAACUAACUGUUCAACUGCUGCCUUAAUCGAAGACUUUGUCUUUUGUUUUUCUUUGGUGUUUUGAUUGUCCGUUUGGAUAUAACACAAAUACACAAAAUAUUUAACCAAUUAAGGCAGCAAUAGAACGCAACGACCAUGGCCGACACGGUAAAAUGACUGUUUCUGUGAAUGGAGUCUGGUGUGUUUGGAUAGAGAGCGGUGUAACAGCUAUUUCUGAUUCUGGUUAUGUUAUACGUGUUAUUUGGUUCUCUGGUAUAUAGAAGUUAACUUUACCCUGUAAAGACACGGCACAGUCUCUGUGACAUUAGUGUGUGUGUGUUACGGAGUGUGUGUGAGCAGAGAGUCCAGCUGGUCCAGUUUGUGCUUCAGUCCCAGUAAACUCUCCUCCGUCUCCAGUCGCUUCACCUUCAGGUUCUCCUGCUGAUUCCACAAACUGCAGCGCAGACGAGCCUCAACAACAAACGACACGGGCAGGUUUAACUCAUGACAAUGAUCUCUACACCUCCACAAACACAUCGAGGUUAAUCCUCUCAUUCUGUUUCCUGCUGAGCAAAUCAUUCUGGAUAGAUAUCACACAGGUGGAGCACAUGUUACCAUUAGCUUGGAUUAGCUUAGCACAAAGACUGGAAGCAUGGGGAGACACUGCUAGUAAAUGGUGAUAAGAUCAACUUUGGAAAAGUCGUUGAUCAGAAAAGACAUUUCUUUAAUGAAGAUAAACUAUCAUUCUCUGGUUUCUGCCUCCACACUGAAUUAUUUUAUGAUUGUUUAAAAACUUGUUUCUUGUUCAAGUUUAUAAUAAAAUCUUGUUUACUUUCAGUCGA
Messenger RNA from Labrus mixtus (cuckoo wrasse), 3803 nucleotides. It is a transcript of the gene tti2, whose product is annotated as TELO2 interacting protein 2. The record is from RefSeq and is a predicted model, not a curated record. Bases 173 to 1735 code for a protein of 520 amino acids. The transcript is spliced from 10 exons. Gene Ontology annotation, cellular component: nucleoplasm; cytosol; centrosome. Lineage: Eukaryota; Metazoa; Chordata; Actinopteri; Labriformes; Labridae.